Suillus bovinus is the source of this 696-nucleotide messenger RNA. RefSeq lists its product as uncharacterized. The record is from RefSeq and is a predicted model, not a curated record. Bases 1 to 696 code for a protein of 231 amino acids. Lineage: Eukaryota; Fungi; Basidiomycota; Agaricomycetes; Boletales; Suillaceae. The transcript has 4 exons.
AUGACUUCGGACCGAGAACUACAAAAGCUACAGCUGGAGAAACAAGAUCUUGAGCGAUCUCUGGAGGAACAAAAAGAUCGUGUAGCCAUGGCCUUUGACCGCCUGAAGAGAGCUGAGGCACACGCCAAUGAAAGCCAGCUAGAACUUGACCGGACCCGUGUCGAGAAUACUGAACUGGAUAGAAUCAAUGCACAAUUGGAGAAGCAAGUCAAAGACCUAAACGUUCGCGUGGUUGACCUUGAAACGAAGUCAUACGCAAACUCUCCUCACCCAUCCUCUACUGUCAGGCAGCUGCAGAGCCGUAUCGAUGAACUCACUACUCAACUCAAGCAAGUAUCAAGCGAGAAAGUCGACUCCAACCGCUUGCAUAGCUCUGACAAGGCAAUUCGCGACAUACAGCUACAGUUGGCCGAAAGCGAAAGGCACCAUAUCAAAUUGGAGGAGGAGCGAAAGAUCUCUGAGGGUCAAAUCACUUCGCUCCGACAGACUCUGGACAAAGUUCAAUCAAGGGAGAGUGAACUUGAGCGCGCGAAACGUCGCCUAGAGCGAGAGGCUGUGGAUUCCAAGCAGGCAGUGCUGAACCUACAACGUGAAGUUGAACGACUGCGCGCACGCCUUAAUCGGCCAAUGUCAGUCGUUAGUGACGGAGGCUCCACCCUUGCAGGUUCGGGAUCUCCUCGGAAGACGGCUCCAUAG